Molecule: messenger RNA, 1203 nt
Organism: Ogataea polymorpha
Lineage: Eukaryota; Fungi; Ascomycota; Pichiomycetes; Pichiales; Pichiaceae
Exons: 1
Coding region: 1-1203 (400 amino acids)
Biological process (GO): subtelomeric heterochromatin formation
Cellular component (GO): nucleus
Molecular function (GO): histone binding; histone H4 acetyltransferase activity
Source: RefSeq, a predicted model, not a curated record
AUGUCUCUACCAGAUUACGAGCCAUCAAGCUGGACCACGUCCUCAAACGAGGCCCUCCACGUGUCGCUGGCAGAGCCAGAGGGCGCGUUUACUUUCAACCCCACAUUCACGUACCCGAUCUUUGGAGACUCCGAACAGAUCUUCGGGUACAAGGGCCUCCGAAUCGACCUUGCUUUUGACUGCCGGUCCAUGUACCCAUUUCUCGGCAUCAAAUUCGAAAAGAAGCUAUCUGAUGAUGUGAAGGAUGUUGAGAAGACGAUAUUGGAGUUUCUUCCCAAGGAAACAGUUGUCAAGGACGAGGCAUUGUGGCUAAACAAAAUUGAAGAGGAAAACUUCGAAAUCCCGGGCAAGCCAGUAUAUACAUACCAGGUCGAUGGCGAAACGUACAAGAUCUUUAAGUUCAAGCUCAACGAUGCAAAUGGGCUCAAAUUGCACUUGCGAAUCCAGAUCUUCGUCCUGUUGUUCAUCGAGGCCGGCUCCUACAUCGACAGCACCGACGAUGUGUGGGAGAUCUACGCGAUCUAUAAGUGUCCCGAGGGGAAGAAAGAGUCAUUUGUCGGAUUCAGCACGGCCUAUUCCCACUGGAAACACCCAGGAACGGCUGUUCACGACGCUUCAGAGACUCUGGAGUUACAAUUCCGCAAGAAAAUCAGCCAGUUUAUUGUGCUUCCUCCAUACCAAUUAAAGGGCCACGGGAAAAACCUAUACAAUUGCAUGGUGGACGAAUGGCUUGCAGACGACAAAGUCAAGGAAAUCACCGUGGAAGAUCCAAGCGAGGCGUUUGAUGACCUGCGCGACCGCUGCGAUCUAGAGCGACUCAACAGGGCAGACUUUCUUAACGGCGUCAAGCUGCCGAUUGACAAGGCGUGGAUCGAAAAACAGGUUGCAGUGCACAAAAUGGACCGCAGGCAAUUUGAGAGAUGCGUGGAGAUGACGCUAUUGUGGAUGUUGCAGAACAAGAAAGGUGGUGUCGAGAACCUGAGCGAAAAGAAUGUGCGUUUACAGAUCAAAAAGAGGCUGUACCUGAAGAACAGAGACGCGUUGGGCGAACUGGAAAAGGCGGACAAGAUGGACAAGCUACAGACGGCGUACGAGCGACUACGCGAGGACUACGAGCGGAUUUUAGAGAAGGCCAGUCUUGCGACAGGCGUUAAAAGAGAGCAGUUGCACGAGUUGCCCGGUGCAAAGCGUGCAAGGGUGUGA